Molecule: messenger RNA, 3802 nt
Organism: Calliphora vicina (urban bluebottle blowfly)
Lineage: Eukaryota; Metazoa; Arthropoda; Insecta; Diptera; Calliphoridae
Exons: 7
Coding region: 171-3188 (1005 amino acids)
Biological process (GO): intracellular sterol transport
Cellular component (GO): endoplasmic reticulum membrane; cytoplasmic microtubule; endoplasmic reticulum-plasma membrane contact site
Molecular function (GO): sterol binding; sterol transfer activity
Source: RefSeq, a predicted model, not a curated record
AAAAGCUCUAAAUGUUUCAAACUAAACCCUUAAAAAGCUGUAAAAUAAUAAAAUAAAACAAAAAUUUCUUAAACAAAACAAAGUGAUAUUAUUUAAAACCAUAAACAAAAAUAUUUCCUUUAAAGUAAUCAUAAAAAACCCUAAUAACUGUGUAAAUAAAACUACAAAAAAUGGCGCGCAAAAAGAAAUCAUACAAAGACUCAAAAGAGACCAAUACUACUACUUUAGCAAAAACAACAACACCAGAAACAACUAUACAACAACAACAACAUGAAGAAUGUUUACAAGAUCUAUCAGCCGCCACAAAAAAGCGAAGCAGUUUCGAUGAGCACAUGUUACAACAGCCACAACAACAACAACAAAAGCCACAAUAUCAAAGUGAUGGCGAGUUAAUGGAUUUAAAAAAGAAAUUUAAUUUGGAAAAAAACAAAUCGAAUUUAUUUCUUAUCAAAUCGUAUUCGUUUGUCGAUAAAACGAACAACAAAAGGCCAACAACAACAACAACGCAACACAACUUAAAUGUCAAACAGAAAUUGGAGGAAUUUGAUAAAUUUCACUCACAAAUGUUAGACAACACCACUAAAUGCAACAAAAACAAAACACAUAAAACUAAUAAACAGCAAAAACAAAUGGAGAAAACGGAAAAACCUGAGAAACCCAAAAAACCGCCCAAACUAAAGAAAAUGAAAAAAUCGAAAUCUACACAUGAUUCCACAGAAAAUCUACAAGAGUUGCAGGAAUUACUUAGGAAACCCUCGGUUAUAUUGGAAGAUGAGGUUAACAGCACCAACCCUAAAAGGCCUCAAUCCCUGAUUGUUACACAAAAUCAACAUCAUACGGUUAUAAAAUCCAAAACUUUGGAUGAUAUAGAAACACCGCGUUUGAAGCGAGACUCUUUUAUAAGACAUAGUUUGCAGUCGAUACGCCGUAGUUUCUCCUCUUCCAAGAAAUAUCAAAAUAAUAUAAGUUUUACCUCUUCCUCUUCAUCAUCUUCCUCCUCCUCCAACUCCUCGGCUGUGUCGGAUACUCUUAAGAGAUCUAAAACCAAAGAUUGUAACAAAGAUAUAGGCAAUUUAAAAGAUGUUGAAGAAACCAACUAUUUAAUAGCGGUUGAAGAGGAUGAAGAGGAUGGUUGUUCUUUAUCCUCUACAAUGGAUAGACCUUGUAAUGUCGUUAUAACCUUAAAUGAUGUUCAAACACUUGAACAGCAGCAGCAGCCACAGCAACAUUCACUGGAAUGUUCUACAUCAAAUGCCUUAAGUUGUACAAAUUCUUCUACCCCCUGCCCUUUAUAUACAAUGGAUUCAUUGGCUGUGCUUAAGGAAGAAGAUGAAAAGGAUUUAAACUCAUGUGUGCAGGUCGCCAGCAGUAGCAAUCCACCUAGUGUUAUCAACGAACAAAGUUCACUUGCUCAGCUACCGACAGACUCUCUAUCGCCCAUGGCACCAUUGCAAACACACACUGAAUGUAUAAGUGUUCAGUGUUUAAAUACCUUAGAUAAAGAUUACAACAACGGAUCUUCAUCUUCGACAAAUAACGACAACACAGCAACAACAAGUCUAACAACAUCGUCUAGUCCACCCCAGAAAACGAAAAGGGCAUUUCAACAUCAACUAUCGAUACCAGAAUCCCUGCAAUCAACGUCGAUAGGUUGUGCAACGUCUAGUGAAUAUUCGAGUGCAAGAUCUCUCAAACAUAGUGCGACUUCAUUGACUCCCCUACCGACGUUAAAUUCGUCUGGGAGUUUGCGCAGCAUAAGUCCUUCACGUCGCAGCGCCAGUAGCAACAGCAGCAGCACGGCCAAGCAUGAGCAAUCAACAGCAGCAGCGACAGCCGCUGCUGCUGCUACAGCUACAACAUCGAAUGGUUCCUCGUCAGCAACAACUCCCCCCGAAAAAGAGAAGAAACGCAAAGAGAUAUCAAGUUCGCGUGUAAAAAAGUUCCAUAGACAUUUUGCUCAGGUGUCCAAAGAUGAGAAACUGAUAAACUAUUAUUCCUGUGCACUAGUCAGUGAUAUUUUACUGCAAGGACAUCUUUAUAUAACAGAUCAACAUUUUGCAUUUUAUUCAAAUGUUUUUGGUUAUGUUACUAAGGUUGUUAUACCCACUUCCUCCGUUACUAAAAUCUCCAAAGAGAAAACCGCUAAAAUAAUACCAAAUGCUGUGGGCGUGGCCACCGCCGAUGAACGCCAUGUCUUUGGCAGUUUCAUAAGUCGCGAGGCCGCGUUUCGCCUCAUGUGCAGUGUUUGUCCACCGCUGGGCGUACCCGAAAUACUGCCCAAAGAUCCGGCCAACAUUGAAAUCUCCGAAGAAUACUCAAUCGAAGAUGAUAGCAGCUGUUCGAUAAGCGGCAACGAAAGUCCAGCUCAAAUCACCGAACUGCAAAAUUCCCAAACCAAUGGUAAUCUGCUACAUAACGAUACUAGUCAAACGAUACUGAGACGUUCAGUGGGCAGUUCGAAUUUAAGUAUUGCCGACACAAGGCACUCCGACAUUCCUAUAAAUGCCAAAUCAGCAACAAAUACAGCUUCCUCAACAAGAUCCUCGGCACCGGCAGCCGCACACUAUGCUAAUGGCGCUGGCGGCAAUGUGAAUUUAAUUGGUCUCAAGUCAGUGCUGCAACAACAACAACAACCCGCCCUGAAACCUACGCUCGAGGGCGAGGUUAGUAAAGUAACUAUUAUAGCUGGCUGUGCUUCCUCCACCACGUCGGCCACUUCCACGCCCACACCGUCGACCUCAUCUUCGCCCACCACCGUCAUGACUUUGCCAAGUUCUAAAGCUAAUCGUGUUAUAAAUAUAUUUACAAGUGUAAGCAAAAACCUCAUGGUACACCUUAAGUUUCCCACUGAAAUACAUGUGGUCUAUUUGGGCGUUAUGCUCACUCUACUAUUAGCAUUAUUUUCCAUAUUCCUAUUAUAUCGGAUAUUAGAUAUAGAAGCUAAAACAAAUGGUUAUCGAUCUCCUGUAGAAUUUAAUUGGCGUUCUGGCAAUGAUGAUGAUAUAUUUAGCGAAGCUUUACGCUUUCAAAAGCAACUGCAACUUAAAAGUACUGAAGAAGCUCAGAAUAUACUUAAAACGAAUUUAGAACAAAUUGCUAAGGUGCGCCGCAGUUUAGAAACCUUAUCGAUGUUAAUCCAUGACCGUAGCUCAUCGUUUGUUUCUACCCAUACCGAUGAUAGUGACUGAAAUAUUUUUUUUAUAAUUAUUUUUAAAUACCAUACUGCAUAUACCCAUUAUUUUUUUUUACUAAUUUAGUAAAAUUAUUUUCUUAAGCUUAGCAAAAUCAUACAAAAAUACACCCCCUCCCCCAUUAACCUUAAAAUAAUCUAUUUUAUUAUAUUAAUUAAAUAACUAUAAAAAUGUAUAUGAAUUUGUAAAGAUCUAUAUAUAGUAGCCACCCAAACACAAACAAACCGCAGCUAUUACAAAAAAAAACUCUAUGAAUUUUCUAUUAUUUUUUAAAAAAAUAAUUUAUAAAUUUUUUUUGUAUAUUUAUAUUUAAUUUUAUAAAAUUUCAUAUUAAGUUUAAAACAUUAAGAGAAAUUUUAUGUUGAAUUAUCUUAGUUUUAAUUUAAAAUUAUUGCUUAGUAUAUACAAAAAAAAAACCAACUGAAUAUUUAUUAAACAAACAAAAAAAAACACAAACAUUUCCAAGAAAAUGUUUUUGAAUUUAAGUAAAAAACAACUAUUGUAAUUAUUUAUAACUACAUAUAUUAAUUAAGUCAAGUAAAAGAGAAAAUAAAUUAUGAAUGAAGAAUAUAUAUAUGAAAAACGCUUAAAAAUACAAUUAAAAAAAACAA